UUCGUUUUUCAUGCAGCUGUUGUCAGUAAUUUUUCACAUUGAAUGUAAGAGCUCUAGCCGCGAAUGAACUGCUGCAGAUUGAAGGAGUUUAAGAUUGGUGAGAACCCCAGGCAUUCUUCUAACUCUAGCCUAUCUGAGCCAAUCUAAUCUGUGGCGGUUUUAUCAUUUGGCUUUCAUGCAACGACAAGAAUCUGCGCUAUCAACUCAAGUUCUAUCACAACUUAAUGUUUAUUAAUGUUUGAAUACUCAUGAAACGUUGAAAACGACUUUGUCGACCCGAGCUGUCAGCCCCAUCCAAGAGGCUUUUUGUUUCUCUUCAUAGAACGCAAGACCUUUUGUCUGGGCUUCACAAGUGACUGACAAAAGCAAAAGCAUAGCGGUCGACAGCUGUACGAGAUUUGGCUGGAGAAGUCGCUUUAGCCGGUUUUCUUGAAGACGGUAUUAUCGAAAAUCAAAAUUGCGGUUCAGAUUUUCAAGAACUUUGUCUAUUCACUACUUUCAAAUUUGACAUUACUCGGGCAGAAUAAUUAUAUAAUUUCAGUUUAUUUCAAAAGAGAGAGAGGAAUAACUAAUGGACUAACUGAUAAAGAUUGGAACAAAGAUGUUGCUUGUUCUCGUUUUGCUCUUGUCUUCUUUUCCGCUUCUUGUCAGCUCGGCAUCUACUGCGUCAGUCUUUGAAGCCAGUGAGCUGCCGACAACGGACCUCAUGGCUUCCGUAGGCAACGGCUACCUCGCCACGACCGUCUACAGCCCCACCAUCUACGUAUCUGGUGUAUUUAAUGGAAGAAACACCUCUUCUCCGAGUCACCGGGCAAGGAUUCCUUCGCCGUGCGACAUAUCUGUGAGGUCAAACAUCCCGCGGGAUUCAACCACGAACUUAUAUCGACUGAAUGUCUCCGAAGGUGUGUUUCAUUAUUACCAAACGGCUGAUAAGUUUCAAUUAGAACAAAAGAUCUACGCUCACAGAGUUCUGGAACAUGUGAUCGUUUCCGAGUUGUCGGUCACAAAUGAUAGAGAAGAUGAUGUGGCCAUAGUCCUGGACACUCGCUUCAAUCCUAAGGCUACCAGUGACAUCGACUUCAAAAUUUAUACAGAAAGUGAGAAAGCCUACUUGGAAAGGUUCUAUUGGAAAAGCACAGAAACAGGUGUUAAUGAUUACAAGGCUAUGAUUGGCUAUAUCAAGGAGCCCGAGGAACCGGAUAGCGCGCGAAUUGGGGUUGCUGUGGUAUGGAGCGACGUUCCAGGCCCUACUACCAUCCCAAAGAAAUCUUCCAAAAAGUGGUACUUUGUGACAGCGGUAGCUAGCAGCCUGGAUGCGCAGGACUUUCUGCACGGUGCUUAUAAUGCUUACGAAGAAGCGUUGAGGGAUCCAGAAGGGCUUCUAGAUAGCCACGUGACUGCCUGGGAGAAACUUUGGGGGGAAGGGAGGGUUGACAUGAAGGGGAACUUACCACUGGCCCAAGCAGUUUAUGGCAGCCUCUAUUAUAUCCUGAGCUCUAUUCGCGAGUCGUGGCCAUACGGACUGAGCCCUGGGGGACUCGCCAGUGAUGGUUACUACGGCCACACCUUCUGGGACCAGGAGACCUGGAUGUACCCCCCUGUCCUGAUUCUGUACCCAGGCCUAGCGCGGAGCUGUCUGGAGUACCGUGUUGACAGGCUGGCUGCGGCAAAAGAGAGGGCGGCUCAACGAGGUUACAAAGGAGCCAUGUUCCCUUGGGAAAGCGCUGUGACCGGGCACGAGGUGUGUCCCGGACAAGUGUACGCAGACUUCGAGCAGCACAUUACGGGCGACAUAGGAUUCGCUGCCAAACAAUACUACAUUGCCACGCAUGACCAGGCCUGGCUUAACGACCCAGGACAAAGGCUUAUCUACGGCACUGCAGAAUUCUGGGCCAGCAGGGCUGUGUUCGACGAAUCACGAGACGCCUACGUGAUCAAUCACGUGAUGCCUCCAGAUGAGUACCGUUCGAAUGUCGAUAACUCCGUUUACACGAACGUCAUCGCUAAACUGAACCUAGAAUUUGCAGCGAGUGUUCUCCAAGAUGUUCCAGCUAACUGGAGUAGAAUAGCGGAGAAGAUGUUCAUACCGUUUGACACUAAACGCCAGUACCACCCUGAAUACGAGGGUUAUGACCUGACGGAGGUGAAACAAGCCGAUACCAUACUUCUGGGCUACCCACUCAUGUACCCGAUGAGCAAGGACAUCCGACGCAAUGACUUGAACGUGUACGAGCCCCGGACAGACCCGGACGGUCCGGCCAUGACCAAAUCCAUGUUCGCCGUCAACUGGCUUGACAUAGGAGAGACAAAGAAAGCGGAGGACUCGUUUAACAAGAGUUACUUGAACGUCGAGGAGCCGUUUAAAGUGUGGACCGAGACACCGGGCGGGGGUGCGGUGAAUUUUAUCACGGGGGCAGGCGGAUUCCUCCAAGCAGUCCUUUCAGGCUAUACUGGUCUAAAAUUAACCGAAAAGCAUUUAGAGUUCAACCCCAGGCUUCUCCCGGCCACGUCCGAAGUCAGGGUUACCGGUGUAAAUUACCUCGGAAAUAGCUUCAACGUCGUGGUUGGUAGAGAAUCCUCUGACGUCACUGUGACGUCACGAGAAUCUUCGGCCCCGAGCCUUGAGGCUGUGGUGAAGUCCACGGGUCAGCGGCACAUGCUGAAGGUUGGAGACGCAGUGAGUUUACGUAACGAGAUGGUGUAUAUUCAGGCGUCGGCGGGCCCGAGGAGAAGGGACCUGGGGAGGAUGUGGGUUAGAGGGUAAAGCCCCUACGGGGGGAGGGGUGGGUGGAGUUCCAGUGUAGACAUCCCUGUCGAAGGGAUUCGGUUCGCAAAUUUUUCUCGGUUAAAAACGUAUCACUGACGGGACAAUAUCUCAACUUUAUCUAGAAUAUGUUUCUUGAAAUUAUGUUUUACAAAAGGCUACGCCCUUGUCUAUGAGUCGAAGCUGGAGAGGAGAGGUUUUGUAGAUGUAGGUUGGACGACAGACACACUAUUUUUUUUAGAAAAUAUUGUUUGAGCCAAUCAGAAUCAGGGAUGCGUCUUGCGAACAAAUCACAAAUAUCGAAGCGAUAUUCGUGGACGAUUUCACAAUGGCUACAAGCAUUUAAUUAAAGGAGUUAUUUUUCUAGAACACUUGCGCGUAAUCUCCCUUUCUGAUUGGUUGUUAACUAUAGUAAAUCAGGACAUAACGGGAUUUGUCAUCUCCAGAAAGGCGCCGCCUCUUGAUUCCGCAACAUUUUCAUCAUGAGGGGACGAAUAUUGUGGUGUAUAAGAGUACAUACCACGGAAAACUAGGACUAAAUUUGUUAAAUUGCUCUUGCUUAAAUCACUUGGAUGGCAAACGUUACAGGGAAGUCAACCGAACGGAAUUGGUGUUGGGGGGUCCUUAGGGAGUAUAUGCGGGGAUAAAUCAAUGUCGACUCUUAGUUAAUUAUUUUUAAUGCUUUGAAAUCUUUCACACACGUUAUUACAAUUAAAAAGUAAGAAAUAAGACGCGAGAGACGUUGAAGUAAGGUAGCAUGUCAAGUCUAGUAACUAUGAUAUUUGGACGUUAUCACACGGGAGCAGUAUAACUUUAAAAUAUGAAAUGUACGUGACGUUGAAGUAAAACGUGACGAGAAAUAGUGAUGUCAUAAGAGUAUGUUAAUAUGACAUCACAGAUUGACGCCAUAAAACUUGAGCAAGAAGUGUCACAUAGUGUGUCCUCUUGACCAGGAGGGAUAAUAAAUAAAUACAUAUAUACGUUUACUAGUUUGUAGAAUGGAUGUGUACGGUAAAUACUUAAGAUAAUUAAAAUUUCUUAUUAUA
Messenger RNA from Nematostella vectensis (starlet sea anemone), 3810 nucleotides. RefSeq names its product protein-glucosylgalactosylhydroxylysine glucosidase. Gene Ontology annotation, biological process: carbohydrate metabolic process. NCBI's taxonomy places the organism in Eukaryota, Metazoa, Cnidaria, Anthozoa, Actiniaria, Edwardsiidae. The coding region runs from base 602 to 2764 and encodes 720 amino acids. The transcript is spliced from 3 exons. Gene Ontology annotation, molecular function: catalytic activity. The record is from RefSeq and is a predicted model, not a curated record.